Columba livia (rock pigeon) is the source of this 10918-nucleotide messenger RNA. RefSeq names its product xylosyltransferase 1 (gene XYLT1). The coding region runs from base 1073 to 3532 and encodes 819 amino acids. Gene Ontology annotation, biological process: heparan sulfate proteoglycan biosynthetic process; chondroitin sulfate proteoglycan biosynthetic process. Gene Ontology annotation, molecular function: protein xylosyltransferase activity. The transcript has 11 exons. Lineage: Eukaryota; Metazoa; Chordata; Aves; Columbiformes; Columbidae. Gene Ontology annotation, cellular component: membrane. The record is from RefSeq and is a predicted model, not a curated record.
CCUUCCCUUCCCUUCCCUUCCCUUCCCCUGCCCUUCUUCGCCCUCUGGCCCGGCACCUCCUUCCUUGGGCUGUCUGCAGGAACGCCAGGUGACUCCACAGGUUGCUGUGCUUUCAAGGGGCCUUAGCAUUUUGGGGGUCAGGGAUGGCAUGAACGCAUUGUGUAAUGAAUAAUUAAGGUAGAAAUUAAGUGUGUGCUUGUAUUCAUUGAUAUUUCUUUCAUGUUAUUGAAAGCCGCAUCCACUUGUGAAUGCAUUUUCUGUAGAAAGCUGCUUACUUCUGACCUCGAAAUAGCUGAGGAGAGCCAAAACCAGCUUCUUCUGGGCAAUGUACUUGUUGUCCCAAAGCGUUGUGGGCUGCUGGGAUGGAGCUGAGGGCAGGUGGGUGUCCUGGGGUAGGGAGAGGAGGGAUUGCCUCUGGAUAUCACAGCUGGAGCUCAGAGCAUCGCUCUGGUUUCCAGGGAGAUAUUUCUCUCUAAGUGAAGUGGUCAAAAUGAUUCAGAUUAGCAGUGGAAGCUGUUGUUUUAUAUCCAGACUGAGGAGUUAGCGAUUGGAGACUGGGCCAUAGUCUUAGCUGCGAGUGUCUCUGUUUUCUUUGCUGUGAGAAAAAGAACAUCAGCAGCUGUAAUGUUUUGCUGAUUCAAACAGGAUGUUAAAUAAUACGGUUAGUAAAGAAUGCCCAAAUUUGCAAAGCUUCCCAGCAUGCGUUGUUCUCUUCAGUUUUCUUUGGGGACAGGUGGCAGUGCAGAGCAGCGCCGCAUCCGUUUGAGACGUGUUGAGUAGACGGGGGAGCAGCUUCUCUGCUUUGGUGGUUUCCUGCACAACGCUGGGAUGAAUCAGCUCGUUGGAGUUUCUCUGUGCUGCCCGCUGGUUUCCUGUCUGGGCCCUGCUUUGGUUGGUAUUUUCAACGUUGACAUUUCAGGCCCAUGCUCUGUAUUAAAAGGAGACCAGAUUCUGGAGGCCUCCUCAUGAAUUUUUCAUAUCGUUUCCCCUCCUUGCCCAUGUCUUCCAAUGAGCCGUACAACUGCUGGAAAUUUCACAGGAUGGCUAUUUUUCCCACCGACCGAAAGAGAAAAUGCGAACGGACAGCAAUAAUGAAAAUUCAGUCCCCAAGGACUUUGAAAAUAUUGAUAACAGUAACUUUGCUCCCAGGACUCAGAGGCAAAAACACCAGUCUGAGCUGGUGAAAAAACCCCUUAGCAAGCAAAAAGAGCACUUGAGAAAGAAACUGGAAGAGGAGAAGAUGAAGGAGAACGUGGUGCUGGGCAAGAAUUCCAAUGAGGUGGUGCAGUUCAGCGAUCACCCGGGCAAAAACAGCAGCAACAACAACAAUUUGAAAGAGAUUCACAGGUCUCCCAGGCAGCAUCACUUAAAAAGAAGUGGAAACAGCUCCCCUGAAGUGAGGUCCGAGCAGCCCCCGAAGUGCGAGGUGACGGGCAAAGAGGCCAUCUCAGCCAUGUCCCGGGCCAAGUCCAAGCAGUGCCGGCAGGAGAUCGCCGACGUCUAUUGUCAGCACAAGCACGGGAAGCUGAUGCCAGAGAAGGUGACGCGCUUCUGUACGCUGGAGGGAAAAGCCAACAACAAUGUACAGUGGGAUGAGGACUCCGUAGAAUACAUGCCAGCCAACCCAGUCAGGAUCGCUUUUGUCUUGGUUGUUCAUGGCAGAGCUUCUCGGCAGCUCCAACGCAUGUUUAAGGCUAUUUACCAUAAAGACCAUUUUUAUUACAUUCAUGUUGACAAGCGAUCCAACUACUUACACCGGCAAGUGCUCCAGUUUGCCAACCAGUACCCAAACGUGAGAGUCACUUCUUGGAGAAUGGCGACUAUCUGGGGAGGAGCGAGUCUGCUGUCCACCUACCUGCAGACCAUGAGGGACUUAAUGGAGAUGAAGGACUGGCCGUGGGAUUUCUUCAUUAACCUCAGUGCUGCCGACUACCCCAUCAGGACAAACGACCAGCUGGUAGCAUUCCUGUCCAGAUAUCGUGAUAUGAACUUCUUGAAGUCACACGGGAGGGACAACGCAAGAUUUAUCAGAAAACAAGGGCUGGAUCGGCUUUUCCUGGAGUGUGACACCCACAUGUGGCGCCUGGGGGACCGGCGCAUCCCCGAAGGAAUCGCGGUUGACGGGGGCUCAGACUGGUUUCUGCUCAACAGGAAGUUUGUGGAGUAUGUCACUUUUUCCAGUGAUGACCUGGUAACAAAGAUGAAGAGGUUUUACUCUUACACGUUGCUUCCUGCUGAGUCCUUCUUUCACACCGUUCUGGAAAACAGCCCCUACUGUGACUCCAUGGUGGACAACAACUUGCGCAUCACGAACUGGAACCGUAAACUGGGUUGCAAGUGUCAGUACAAGCACAUUGUUGACUGGUGUGGCUGUUCGCCUAAUGACUUCAAACCCACAGACUUCCACCGCUUCCAGCAGACUGCAAGACCAACUUUCUUUGCCCGCAAAUUUGAAGCUGUGGUCAAUCAAGAGAUAAUCGGCCAGCUGGACUACUACCUGUACGGCAACUACCCGUCCGGCACCCCCGGCCUGCGGGCGUACUGGGAGAACGUGUACGACGAGCCCGACGGCGUGCACACCCUCGGCGACGUCGCCCUCACCAUGUACCACGCGUUCUCCCGCCUGGGCUUGCGGAGAGCCGAGACUUCAUUCCACGCUGCUGGAGACAACAGCUGCCGAUACUACCCCAUGGGCCAUCCAGUUUCCGUCCACAUUUACUUCCUUGCUGACCGUUUCCAAGGCUUCCUAAUCAGACACCACGCAACUAAUCUGGCUGUCAGUAAACUAGAAACUUUGGAAACGUGGGUGAUGCCAAAGAAAGUCUUUAAGAUCGCAAGCCCACCCAGCGAUUUUGGACGGUUGCAGUUCUCAGAGAUUGGCACCGAAUGGGAUGCCAAGGAAAGGCUUUUCCGGAAUUUCGGAGGACUCCUGGGGCCAAUGGAUGAGCCGGUUGGCAUGCAGAAAUGGGGCAAGGGCCCCAACGUCACCGUCACUGUCAUCUGGGUGGAUCCUGUUAAUGUAAUCGCAGCGACGUACGAUAUUCUUAUAGAAUCCAGUGCCGAAUUUACUCACUACAAACCACCUUUGAAUUUGCCCCUGCGACCCGGUGUCUGGACGAUAAAAAUUCUGCACCACUGGGUACAGGUAGCUGAAACCAAAUUCCUCGUUACUCCCCUCACCUUCUCUAAUCGGCAGCCUAUCAAACAAGAGGAAGCCAUGAAGUAUCACAGCGGGCCUCCAAAGAACGCCUACAUGGAGCAGAGCUUCCAGGGCUUGAACCCCGUCCUGAAUAUCCCCAUCAGUGCCGCCCAGCUGGACCAGGCCAAGAGGAACGCGGGGCUGGUGGGCGCCCGGCUGGACGCCUGGGUGGACUCUCUGGUGGGCAGCGUCUGGUCAGCCGUGGACAUCUGCAGCACCGGCCCCACGGCCUGCCCCGUCAUGCAGGGCUGCGCUCAGACAGCCUGGAGCUCCCUGAGCCCCGACCCCAAAUCUGAGCUGGGCCCCGUCAAACCCGACGGUCGUUUGAGGUAGCACCCGCUCUGCUCUCAUCCGGCAUAGGUUUUUAAAAGGGAAUUUAACCUUGCUCAUUUGAGAACCUCACACCUGAUUUCAGAAAGCUAAGGGAACAUUAUAUUUUUUUUUUGUUACUUAUUGCAAUAUAAUUCAUUUUUAAAAAAGGAAAAAAAAACGUUCUGACAAGGCCUUUGGCACUGCCCUCUCCAUCGGCUCUGCGGGGGGCAGCUCCGGGGCUCCGCAGCCACUGCCGUCCUCGGGACCCGCACACCCCUGCGGGUUCCAGCGCAGGACAGCAGGCCAUGGGGAGGGCAGUGAGGGAGCAGCUGCUAAAAGUGGUUUUAAAAAUAAAUUUGUGUGUACCUCUGCUGUUUCAUAGGCUUUCGUUACUUUGCUACCAUGAAUAAAUCACAGCAAAAUGCCCUUCUACUUAGGCUUCCUGGGGAGGUUGGUUACUGCAGGCUGGAGCCUGCAUGGCUGCGUUACCUCACAGGACACAAAAUAACUAUGGUACAGCCUCACUCACCCUCACACUUUUGUGUUUUUAAUAACACAGAGUAAUUCUGGACUCAGUUAAUGUCUCUUGUUAUCCUAGUAUAAAGUAAAUGAGCAAAAGCAGAAACUUUCAGAUUCUUUUCAGAGAUUUUUUUAGACUAAUUUCAUGAUAAACUCUAAAUGGGGCCAGUGUUUUGCUGUAUUAGUCUUUCACGUCUCAUGCAGUCGUGUUCAGGGUCUGUGUACUGUGAUUUUGGAUUUCAGCCCUUUCAAAUGUGCAGGGUUUUUUCCAAGCCUACCAGCACCAAAGCAUUUUCACAGACUUACACAACAGCACGUGUGCGUGUGUGUGUGUGUGUAGGCUGGGGCUGGGUUGUGAGGUCUCUGCUCAUUUUGCUCGUGAGCUGGGCCCAGGUUUUCCUCAGGUGGUAGAGUUGCACGGAACCAGUAAAAUGGUGGAGUUGGGACCUAAAUCUGCAACAGCAUAUUUUUUUCCCUAAUUCGAGUAGUAGCUACUUAACACUAAUUCCCUCCCUUGAUCUGCCAGCUCACAGGAAGGAGAGCGGUGCUGGUUUCUCAGUGCUUUAUUCUGUCAACAAGCUCUACCCUUGCCUUGUCUUCAGAAUCCUAGCAGGCUGCAUCCUCUUUUAAAUAGGCGUCAUUUUAAGCUGCAUUUUCUCCAGUAGGAAAAAUAUUCUUUCACAUUCCAAGAACUUUUUAAAAUCUAGGUUUUAUAUGCAAAUUCAUCUCCAACUAAUGCAUUUUACAUUAGCAUAAAACAUGCACUUUGUUGUUGUUGUUGCUGUGGUAAUCUCUUGUUAACAGCAUAACCCAAAAAGGCUAUUAAAAGCUAUUCGGGUUAAUUAGGAAAAAAACCUGUUGAUGUAAUAAAGUAAGGUAGCUGUUUACCCUUCUGUGGGUAUGGCUGACUUUCUGCUGAUGACAGUUAAGCCUCCACAUCAGGAGGGAAAUAGACCCUUAAAUCAUUCCGUAAUUACAUCUCACUGAAAGGUUGAAUUCCCUUUUAAACAGCAGUUGCGAGAUGACCGUAACACACAGAUCCCAGAGCCUUGUCGUAUCUCUCUCCAUAGUAUUGGUUUAAAGCUACUUGCAGUUUGCUUUGGACUUGAAAAUGCGGUGUCAGCUGUGCUGGCAUUAAGGCAGAGCAUUGAAAUGUUUAUCUGGCACAAAAAUGGAUGCAUAGAAGGAACGAUUUAGGUAUUUAUUAUUUAUGUUUUAGUCAAUGACUAAUUAGUAGGUGCUGCUUUUGCAGCUUGAAGAUUAUGUUAUCUUACUAACUGAAGCUGCCUUUAUUAAGAAAAGGCCUUCCUCCCCUCACACCUCCCUUUCUUUUUUUGUCUUGAUAUUGCCAGUCGCAAGAGCCGUAGUUUUAGUAAAGCUUGUAGCAACGAGAGCUGGUUGAAAUACUUCAGUCACGUUGAUGGUCUGGCUUCUCAACCAGCUCUAGAGGCGUAUUUAAAACUGGGGUUGCCAGCAGGUUUAUAUAAUAGAAACACAGUGUUAUGACUUAUUCAGUAGGGUUUUUUUUAACAGUGCUUGUUUUUAAUCUAACAUUCCUUCAUGAAGUUCAGAUUUUCUGGGGACCUCCAAUCCUCACUGUGAAAUCCAGGGCUUUAGUCACACUGAUGCGAUGGCAACUGCAGGGUUCAGGCCCUGCAGGUGAAGUGAAGAACAUCGUAUUGCGGGCACACGGCAACAGUCCUGGGCCGUGGUUGUUCUCAAUAAUGACUUCAGUGUAGUUGCAGAAUCUUCAGUCUGUCUUGCACAUCAGUAUAAGGAUGCGCCCAUGCACACAUGCGGAUAACUUGGGGUUUAAAUUUGAUCCAGGAAUGUUUUUAAGUGCUUUGUUGGUAAAUUUUCAUUAUUGACUAGACCAAGCAGAAGGUGGGAACAAUUCCAUCUUUUGCGGUUAGAAGAAAAUCUGCCACUUUAAUAACUUAAAACGGAAGGUGCAAAAUAUUUCAUUUUAGUACAAAAAAGGGAAAGAAAGCAAAUGGUUGCUGAUACAUUUAUUUACGUUACAUGCUUGGUUUGAAAUAUCUCAAAACAAAAUUUAUAUUAGCUUGUUUUUCUGAAAGACAAAAGGCGUCUGCACGAAGUUUUGUAGCAAGCUGGGAAUGGCAGCGCUGCUGGUGAAACUGGUGUAAAACUGAGGGGGCUGGUCCUGAAGUGCUUUCUCAGCCAAAACUUCCACAGAGCGCUGGUUCUGAGUAGGGACUUCAGAGUCCAGUCCACCGUCAGUCAGAGGCGUGACAGCGUGCCGUGAGGAAACACUGUCCGUGUUCCGAGUCGUCAAAGGAUGAGCUGCCGUGUUUGGAACACCUUGUUGGGGCAGUGGCAUUUCAGACCUAAAUGCCAACCUCUACUAGAGCUAUUAAUAUGCAGACACAGCUGCAGAAGUUGUAUAUGGGACACUGUGUCUGAGUUACAAAGUGCUGUAGGUGUGAAGGAAGGGCUGCUCCAUGCUGACGUCGGUAGCGCUGCUCAGCCCGACGUCCUGCUGGCAGUGGAGCCUGUGUGGGAUGCUGGGGAUGGUUAGAAGAGAAUAACUUCACAGAUCUUACAUUUGGUGAAAAGGAGAAUUCGGAGCAGGGGCCCACAGUUUGUACCAAACAAGCAAGUUACGCAUCUUCCAGUGUGCAAGUGUUAUUUUCCAAUCCCACCGCCCAGUCUGUGCAGAAUGGGACUCCAGCUGCAGUCCAGCUGUGAUCCACAUUCCUUCCCGUGGGAGAGGCUGCGUGUCAAUGUGCACACAUUUGUCCUCUGUACGUAGCGCUUUGCUGGUUUAAAUCCCCUGCCCGUUCUGUGCAGUGGCCAUGUAACACUUCUCUGGUCAAUCGGUAUUGCACAGAAAGGGAAUGUGGCAAAAUGCAGAACAUCUACAUAUGUGAUUUAAUGAAUCAUGUCCAAAAUCAGUCAGUGUUAUACAAACCCGUUUGUAUGGUAAUGUUAAACCUUGAGGCUAACAGAAAUGGCUCAAAUGACAGUUCAUUUUUAGAUGUGUCCAAUUCUUUAUUUGAUGACAUUUAGACAUCGAGUAGUAAUAUUUAUAUUUUCAUUUUCUGAUAUUCAGGGGUUUUUUUAGAAUUGAAAUUGUGUCUUUAUGUUUUGUGCUCUCAGCAAGCAAAGAAUUUUAACAAUUUCUCCGUGCUAGCCAGUGUUAUACAGGGAAGUCCGUCUGUAUCUCUGUUGUUAAGUUUCCAUUAUUGCUGAGCCUAGAAAUCAGGCAUGUGCAUUCGUGUGUUACAAACUGCCUUUCCCAGGCAGUGGCUUUAGUGCACAAUGCAUGUGCACUUGUUUAACAGCGUAUUAACAGUGCUGCUGCAGCACCUUCAAAAGGACCAACUAAUGUGUAUUCACCUUCUGUCCAUCUCCUACAGCACUAAUUGCAAUACUAAUGAAGUCUCCAUCACUCUUACCCACAAUUAAAGGGAACAGAGUAGUGAAGUCAGUGAAUCAGAACUGGGAUGUUCUAAAAUGACCAAAGGGAGAGGUGAAGGGUAAAGACGAUGCUGAAACUUUGCAAAAGUUUCACACAACUGUGCCGCAACAAAGCUUUGACCAAACUCAGCAGCUUCUGCACAGCAAGGCUGAGAAACACUGAUAAUCACAAGAUCUCAGCUUUGACUUCCCAGUUAAAGAGAAAACGAGAUCCAGGUUUUUACUGUGGCCAGGCAACGCGGACCAGCUCUGUGCUGAUCUCCCCGGUUCUCUUUCAUCGCAGCUGUUGGAGCGGCUGUCACAGCCUCCUCCGCGUCUGCCCAGAUCCCAAAACUGGCAGAGCUGGCCACACGAAACCUUGGCCAGCUCAACCACUUUCCAUGGAGUGGGAAGUUUUGUACUUUUGUGAGCCAAACCCCUCAGGCUUCUUCAGAAACCCCAGCUGCAGAUCAGGAAAGUUUGCUUUUCAGAGCAGCCUUCGGUCAGCGCGGUGAAGGAGUCAGGGAGAGUGACAGCGAUGAUCUUUUCCUGAUUUUCAGGCAGGGGCAUUAAUGUAUGUAAUAGUAGUUGUGGUUAUUUCAGCAACAGAGCGAGACUAUCUGGAAGAAAGUGGUGGGUGGCAUUUCUCACUGUCCCUUGCGUCAGGCUGGUUGUGAAAAGCGAAUGCUCCACAUGUGCUUUUAUUUCAACCAUUCACGGUCUCCAAGAUAGUCCUGAGGAUUCAUAGGAUGUUAGAAUAAAGCCGUAUUAAAUGACAAUUGAAAACAUUAUGUAAAAAAACCUUUCCAGACCAAACCCUUAAGCUUCUCCCAAGCCAGCUCCAGGGCUGGUGGCCACAGAGAGGGCCGGAGCGAUGGAGGGGACAGGACAGGACAGAUGGAGGGGACAGGACAGGAGUGAUGGAGGGGACAGGCCAGCAGUGACGGAGGGGAUAGGACAGCAGUGAUGGAGGGGAUAGGACAGCAGUGAUGGAGGGGACAGCACAGGAGAGAUAGAGGAGACAGGCGGGCUUAUAGGAGCCAAACGAAUGUGAAAUAGGGUGAAAGGCAGCCAGGAAGCAUUUGUACGGAAAGAACCUUUUUUCCUGUAUACUCUUCAAGAGUGAGCAAAUGCUCAGCUCUGUAAGUCCCUUGGAAGGUGCGGAGUGCAGGAGUCUGGCCUCGAACACCAUCACUGCCAGCCCAGGGAGGGAAGGAAGAACCGGGCUGAGCGUGGUCAGAACUGAGGUAACAAGGUCUUGCAGCCCGUGACACCAAGGGCCAUGGCAGCGUCAGGCUGUCCCCAGCUAAGCAGCGAUUAACCCUCGUGAUGUGAUACUGCAGGUACCAUGUUGAUUUCAUUCCUUUAUACCACCAGUAGUGUGUAGGUUGCGCUCUGCUCUUUGCUUCUGCCUUGGUUACCUUCUUUUGCUCAUGGGUGCUAUCACAGCUGCUACCUCACUGUGUCUGCAAACACGUUUACCUGAUCACAACAACAAAAGGUACCAGAAAUCUCCUUGAACUGAAUGUACAAUCUAUGCAAAUUCUCUUUCUACUUUGUUAAAACCUAGAAGUAUUACUUGUAACCUUGCCAAAUAAACAGCAAGAUACUGUACAGGUGCCUCUGAUAACAGAGUGACGAUUCUAGGCGCGGUUCAUCGCGCUGCAUUUGUAUAUUGUAAUGACUUGUCUUUGGUUCUGUUAUAAUUAACACCCUUGACUGAGAAGACAGCAACCUCGCUAGGGGAGCACCUUCAGUUUGCUGGGAAUAUUCUGGAGGAGAAUGUCUAUGGCAUUUCAUUUGAUUUUCCUGCUUACACCCAAAAGAAGGCACGGACCUGCUGGCCAAAGUUAGGAUGUCGUUUCAGCUUUUCCUUGGGUGGAUUCGAUCAGCUUUGGGUCUGUCCCCAUUGUGGCAUCCAGCGUGUUGCCCCUCACAGAAAGCCUUACUUCCAUCCUUUCUAAAUGUGGCCUUAAACUGUGUUAGGGAUUUGGUGUUGUUUGUGUCUCGCUCACUUUUUCUGUUUGUUGUGGAAGGAAUAAAAGGCACCUUGAGGUUUCUAUUACAGCUCAGUUGUGUUGCUGUCAGCUUACACUUCACAAAUACAAUAGAAAUUGCUUACAAAUGCAGUCUUUAGUGGAAGAAAAUGACCUUCCCUUUGGGCAAAAGGAAGGCUCAAACGGUCGUAUAAACCUUAGGAAAUUAUGAGCUCUGUCUUUUGCAACUCACUGUAGAUAAGGCAGGUUGAUUUAAUUACCUACAAAGUACAAACUUAAAAACUUUUAAUUUCUCUUCAGACUAUACGAGAGCAGACAGCUCUCAGAUGCACAGGACGAAUUCUGGGGUAAUUUUGCCGUGAUGUAAUAGCAUUCCUCUCGGGUUUGUACUGGUAGCUGGGAUCCAUCAGUGGUAGGGUCUUAAAAUCUGAAGAACUUACCACUUGGGGCCAGAUUUUGAGUGAUGGUUGGGAAUCUAACAGUGCACGUAGGAAAGGGAGUCCGGUUGUAUCAUCAAAGUCAUAAAUGCAUUUCCAAAAAUCCAGCUUUUGGAGUUUCAUCCAAAGGUUGUCAAAAUCAGCAGAAGCCAAGGAUUCCUGCUAAGGCUUCUAUCUCUUUGGUUUCUUUAAUACUUCUGUCCAUGGAGAAGUGUCCUGUUCAGUCCCCCAAUAUUCCCGGCAGGCUGCAGUGCUUUUAGGAAUCCCAAAUCCUGUCCCGGUUCGCGAUGCGGAUACAACCCAAAGGCAACUGAAAAGGGUUUACAUAGACACCGAGAUUUGCGAAACAAAAACAAUUAAUUCGAGUUAACGAAAUGGCUUUUCUGACUUUGUCGUUUUGGUUUUGGUUUGGGUUGAUUGGAUUUUUGUAUUGCCUAACAUAGUCCAUAAUAAGUUAUUCCUGUUCUGUCAUUUUCAAAGACUGGUGGUAAUAUAGUUUUAAGAAAUAACUAUUUUGUUAUAGAUCAUUAUAUGCAUAAAACUGUACAGAAAUAUUUUGUAAGCUAUUGAAUAAGAAAAAAGAAAACCAUGUAUAUACAGCAAAGCUUAAAAAAUUAAAUUGGAAAUUCAAAUGGAACACACUGAAAGAUGUAGAUAUUUUGCUAUUUAUUUAAAGGAGUAUUUUAUGAGAUAUUGAAAUGUCUUAAAUUGACCAGUAAUCAAAGUUCGAAGUCAGAAUGCUUUCCUUGUAGUAGAAUGUGAUUCUCAGCAAUUAUUGCACUACCCGGUUUUGCACCCUUUUGUCUUUCAUUUAGCAGAAAACAAUGUGCCUUAGCUGUAUUCUUUGUCAACGGGAGUUUGGUUGUUUUUGUCCGACAAAGCAAAUUUUUUUGCAGAAAAAGAAAUGGAUGUAUUAAAUACUGUAUUAUACCAAAAACACUGCAGUUGUACAUAAGUGCUUUCUGUCAUACUGUGUUUUCAGAUGCAGAAUUUUAAAAUAAAAUUAAAAAAAAAAAAAAGGCUGUCUUUAGGAA